Molecule: messenger RNA, 1716 nt
Organism: Pneumocystis jirovecii RU7
Lineage: Eukaryota; Fungi; Ascomycota; Pneumocystomycetes; Pneumocystales; Pneumocystaceae
Exons: 6
Coding region: 1-1716 (571 amino acids)
Source: RefSeq, a predicted model, not a curated record
AUGACAUCCAUAUCAAAGCUGCGGAUAAGCAGCAUUUUACCGUCUAUAAAAUGCUCCAAUUGUGAAAAUUAUGUUGAAUUAUCAAAGAUGGGAGAGCAUAUAUGCGAAAAAACAAAGGGAGCAUGCAAAGAUGCAUCUAAAGACUAUUCAUAUUCGUCCUCGCUGCCAGAUGGGUCUAAUUCGCCUCUAAGAUCAACGAGUAUAGUAAAUGAGAUGUUUCUGUAUCCCUCAACUCACAACAAAUCUGUGUCAUCAGAUGAACUUGCAUAUAAUAAUGCAGUAAAAAGCAAAGAAUAUCUUCAGAAAAAACGGCAAGUUUUUGAGCGUUUGAAUGCAGUGAUGCCGGGACCAUUAGGACUACGUAGUCAUUCGAAUACAGGAGAAACAAAAUACAUAGAAUCAGGUCAUUCGGAAGGAAGUUUAUUUUUACAGCAAGGAACACAGAAUAAAAGUCCUAAAAUGUUUACAGGACGGUCUCCAUCAUGUCGGCGGGCAAAUGGUAUAUUAAAUCAAUCAAUGCAUGAAUUUAAUGUAUCACCGACGAAGGAGAAUUAUAAGAGAAAAAUAUCACAAGAAAUAGGUGAAGGAGGUGUAAAUACAGGGCAUGAACAGGGGAUUUUGUCGCCUGUGUAUCAGAAUAAUGAAAAAGCAUCAACAUUGAAAGAUCGGUCGAAUUUAAGAGAGUAUAGGGGGGAGAAAAACCACCAAAUAGCGGAGAAAUUGAAAAAAGGGAAGAAUGAUAAGUUGAAUUAUCAUUCAUCACAUGGUUUAAAGAAAGAAUCUAAAUUUCCGGAUGAAAAUAGCGAAAAACAUUUGCUAGAGUGGGCACGGCGAGAUAAAGAGCUUUCUUCAAAGUUUAUUGAAAAAACACCAAAUCCUGUUACAUCAAUUCAAGAACAUGUUUCGAAAAAUACGUAUCCAAGAAUAUUUAAUGAUAAAAAAUCAUCUAGCAGUAGUAGAUAUGGGUAUUUCUUUGAACGAGACAGCAAUUCCACUAUUUUUUCGACAACACUUUCUACCUCAAGUAAUAUUAGUAGAGAUGAAAAAAUAUCUCUGUUUUCUAUAUCAAGUCCUAAUUCCGAUCUUUCUAUUUCAGACACUCUUUUAGGAGAAUACAAAAACAUUUCUAAGAAUGAUUUGCACGCCGAACCCUUUGACAAAGUACUUAAUAGUAUGGAAAGCUCUUUUUGUACAUUUUACACUCGCCCUGGCGAUACACUUAUACCCCAAAAUAAUUACCAAAAAGAUUCAAUCAACGAUAAACAUAACUCGAAUUUUCAUUGCAGAAGAUGCAAUAAAUCCAUCGAAGGCAAAUCCAUUCGAUGUUCAGAUGGCAAAAUUUUGGGUCGAUUUCAUCGUGAAUGCUUUAAAUGCUUUGAACCAAACUGCCAAAUUUUGUUCACCUCUUCAGAAGUCUAUGUCUUUGAAGGUGAACCGUUUUGUGCAAAACAUUAUCACAUCCUAAACAAUUCUUUAUGUGUUGCAUGUGGGGAGGGUAUAGAGGGAAAAUACUUUCAAACAGAAACGGAUGGAAAAUACCAUUUUUAUUGUUUUAAAUGUUAUUCAUGUAAAAAACAACUAAAUGAUGAAUAUUUCGAUAUCAAUGGCAAACCGUUUUGUGAAACCGAUGCAAUAAAGUUAUUAAAUUUGAAAGCACUUCCUUGUCAACAUCUAGAGAAAAGAAAAACUAAAAUACUUAUGAUGGGUGCAUUUUGA